GAGGUCUCCUUACAUUACCGGUAAGUCUCCAUUGCAUGAGUACCAUGCUGAAUUCUUAAAACUUUGGCUUAUUUAUUUUUUUAAUUUUUAAGCCAUUAGCCCAUCCAUUUUUUUUUAUUGAAGUGUUGUUCUGAUUCUUUCGGCGUUUGCGAUUGCUGUGAUGGUGACUUGGCUGCUUCCCACCAGCCAUUAUGAUUUUUAGUCACGACAUCUGAUUAUGGACUCUCUGACUGCGUAGGGUGGACGGACGCAAGCAAUCAGUUGGGCUUUUACGGCGGACGCAAACAAUCAGUUGGGCUUUUGGUGGUCGGGAAGAAAUGGUGGCGCCGAACGAGACGCGGCCGCUGCUGCUCCAGCAGGACGACACCUUCGUGGCCGUCGCCGAGUGCCACGAACUGAAGCCCAGUGAGCCGGAACCUAAUGCGACGGAGGAACUGCAGACGCUGCUGGCUCUUGUCUAUCCCGUCGUAGGCACGACGGCGCUCGAGUUCCUGCCAGGACUCACGUGUAUUGUUCUAGCGGGACACAUGGACUCGCCGUACACACAGCAAUACGUAGACGCCGCCACACUCUCGACCAUGUUAUUGAACCUGACGAACUAUUCGAUAUGUUUCGGCCUCUCGUCGGCGUUGGACACCUUGUGUUCUCAAGCGUAUGGGGCCAAGCGAUAUGAAAAAAUUGGCGUCUACUUCCAAGCGGGUUUGCUAGUACUAGCAGCCGUCUUCGGGCCUAUUUUCCUGUUGAAUUGGUACACAGAGAGCGUCAUGGUUUUCUUGGGGCAGGACGAGGAGAUCUCCAAACUCGCGCAGACUUUCUCGAGGUGGAUGUUGCUGGGAAUGCCGUUCAUUGUAUUAUACGAACUUGUACGUAAGGUUCUGCAAGCGCAGAAUAUCAUGAAGCCAUUAGUCAUCAUCGCGACGAUCGGCAACGUGGUGAACAUCGUAACUGGUUACGUGUUAACGUACCACACACCAAUGGGCUUUGAGGGCAUCGCGUUGUCAAGAUCUCUUGGAAAUAUUACGCUGCCAGUACUACUGAUUCCGUAUUUUUACUACCACCCAGAUCACUUAAAUCAGUGGUGGAGUGGUUGGGAUAUCAAGGAAGCAGUAGCGCAUGUGGGCCUCUUCUUGCGACUAGGAGUGCCUGGCUGCCUCAUGAUGACGAUGGAAUGGUUUGCGUUUGAGUUGCUGACUUUAUUGGCUGGAGUACUACCUAACGCCGUGGUAUCAAUGAGUGCUCACUCAGUACUGGUCAACAUUAACAGCAUUAUCUACAUGAUAUUUGCUGGUCUAGCAGUCGCAGUGAACAUCCGCGUGGGCAAUUGUCUCGGUGCUAAUUUACCCAAGCUGGCCAAGGCUUCGUGCACUGUGGCGCUGACUCUCACACUAGCGAUAUCAUUAUCGUUUAUUGCGUUUUUGUACGCAACACGCUGGACUCUUCCAAGUCUUCUUCUCAACGAUCAAGAGAGUAUUGUGCGAGCCGCGAAUGCAUUGGCAGUGUGGGCUCCGUUUGAGAUCCUUGACGGCCAAAAUACCGUACUGCAAGGUGUGUUUCGAGGUGCCGGGAAGCAAACCGUUGGUGCUACUAUUAAUGCAGUGGCGUACUAUAUUUUCGGUACUCCACUUGCUGCGCUGCUGGGCUUUUACUGGGGAUUCGGCGUCGAGGGUCUCUGGGUGGGUUUUGGACUGGGCAUCCUUGUGUCGGCUUCAUGUCUGUAUUUCCUGUUAUUCGAGCACUGGACGUGGGAGGAACUCGCAGAUGACGCACAGAAACGUACGGCAGCCUGAGAAUCGAGUGGGUCAUGGCUAUUAGACCUAGAGUGACAAACUCACUGUUGCUUAGUAUGCGUAAUAAUGACAGUUUAUCGCGCAGAUCCGGAUGACUUGCUGUCUAGAGCGAAUGUUUAUUAAUGAGAGAUGAGUAGAGAGACUUUCGUCGCUAUCUAAGCUGCCUCCUACAAACUCCUUCGAGAC
Messenger RNA from Phytophthora nicotianae INRA-310, 1973 nucleotides. RefSeq lists its product as hypothetical. The record is from RefSeq and is a predicted model, not a curated record. Bases 318 to 1787 code for a protein of 489 amino acids. NCBI's taxonomy places the organism in Eukaryota, Oomycota, Peronosporomycetes, Peronosporales, Peronosporaceae. Gene Ontology annotation, biological process: xenobiotic detoxification by transmembrane export across the plasma membrane. Gene Ontology annotation, cellular component: membrane. Gene Ontology annotation, molecular function: xenobiotic transmembrane transporter activity; antiporter activity. The transcript has 3 exons.